Molecule: messenger RNA, 3141 nt
Organism: Nasonia vitripennis (jewel wasp)
Lineage: Eukaryota; Metazoa; Arthropoda; Insecta; Hymenoptera; Pteromalidae
Gene: Tat
Product: tyrosine aminotransferase
Exons: 11
Coding region: 1152-2432 (426 amino acids)
Biological process (GO): biosynthetic process; aromatic amino acid metabolic process
Molecular function (GO): pyridoxal phosphate binding; L-tyrosine:2-oxoglutarate transaminase activity
Source: RefSeq, a predicted model, not a curated record
GCGGGCGAGAGACGAGCGACGGCGAGCCUCCGGAACUAACGCGAGUGGCUCCUCUUACUUCUUCUGCGCGUUUAUUCGAAUCGAAAUCCGGAUAGUCGGCAUUCCACGACGAAAAUCCGUGUCUCUCUUGGCGCGCGAGAGAGUAACAUUAUGGCUCCGUCGAUCUCUCGAGCCCUUGACUCUACGCGGGAUCGCGACCGGUCGAUUAUUAUGCUCGCGCACUUUACAUUGGAAAUGAGUCGGCGGAGAGAAUUCAUAAGUCUUGUCUCUUAUAUAUUUUCUGUCUGAUAUUCCUCAAAAACAGACGUACGUUCCACAAAGUUUCGUGCGAGUCUAGCCUGGGGCGCUUCGCGGGUUAUUCGCUUCGUAUAGCAGCGUCUAGCUCCGCCAACUACAGACUCAUUAAGAUCCCUGUAUGCCUACAUGGACGUUCGCACAGAGUGAACACGAGGAAAUCGCCUGAUGUGUUUUCCGGAGCGUGUGGCGCUGAAAUUUCAUUAAAAACCGGACUAGACGCAGAGCAUAGAGAUGAAUUUAAAAUCUUUGAGAACACGCGUAUAUGCGACAAAACGUUGGCGCAACGCGUCAGAGCCGAGCGAGCGCAGGACGCGUGCAUAUAAGCUUGUUUGUUUCGCAAAAAGCUACGAUUAAAAGGAGAAAAACAAAAACGAAAAAGAGAAGAAAAAAGCCGAGCUCGUGCGAAGCGUAUGUAUAUAGCGCGCGCGUGCGGCGAUAUCACGCGUCUGUUUAGCACGGCUAAUUAUAAAAGAAGGCGUGGAGCCGAUCUGACCAAUCGGACCGGUUCAUUCGUCGAUCCUCCGGCCUUCGCGCCUCUCGGCGAGUUCGGCAGCGGGAAGCUCUCCGCGAUCCUGCCACAAGCGCCGACGAUCAGUUGAUAUUCAAAACCGAGCGAGCGCGAUCGUUAUCCUGUCCCCGUGUGUCCGCCUCGUAGAAGCUGCAUCGUCGAAGGCGAGAAAAUAAAGGGAAUCAGUGUUGACGCACAGCUGUUCGAGAAAGUACCGAUCAACCGAGAGAGAGAGAAGUUUCUCGAGUAGAUUCGGAGUAACGAUCUCUGCGAGUUUGUUUGUCGGAACGAGAUCUGGGUUUUCCCACCGACUGGGUUUGUUUUGUUCGUACCUUAAUUCGAUAAAAUGUCGUUUAACGCGCGAGAGGGAUGGAACGUUCAGGCAUCCCUGAUCGCCAAGAGGACUCACAACCCCAUCAGGUCCAUCGUGGAGAACAUCGUCGUCGAGCCGAAUCCCGAGAAACAGAUGAUAGCGCUGUCCAUCGGUGAUCCGACAACCUUUGGAAAUUUGAAGCCAGCCAGAGAGGUGAUCGAAGCUGUACAAGAGAGCGUCGAAUCUCAAUUAUACAACGGCUAUGCUCCGAGUACUGGCUACGAAGAAGCUAGGCGAGCCGUAGCUGAGUACAGUUCGACCGAUGACCUCAAAGUGGAAGCCAAAGACGUAAUCCUGUGCAGCGGCUGCUCGUGCGCCCUCGACCUCUGCAUCACGGCGCUGGCCCGCGAGGGCCAGAACAUCCUCAUACCACGCCCGGGCUUUUCGAUCUACCGAACUCUCGCCGAGGGACUUGGCAUCACCGUCAGGUCCUACAACCUUCGCCCGGAGCUCGGCUGGGAAAUCGAUUUGGACGACUUGGAGGCGCAGAUCGACGAAUCCACCGCAGCCAUACUCAUUAACAAUCCCUCGAAUCCCUGCGGCUCCGUCUUCAGCCGCGAGCAUCUGCUGGAUAUCCUCGACGUGGCGGCCAAGUAUUACGUUCCUAUCAUUGCCGACGAGAUCUACGAACACAUGGUAUUCCCCGGGCGGAGGUUUCAUUCGUUAGCGUCCUUAUCGAGCGAAGUUCCUAUUCUGUCCUGCAGCGGACUGACGAAGAGGUUCCUGGUACCAGGCUGGCGGAUGGGCUGGAUCAUAGUUCACGACCGGCAAAAUAUAUUAGACAAGGAAAUAAAAAAGGCACUGCAGUGUCUCAGCCAGCGGAUAAUCGGCAGCAACACCAUAGUCCAAGGGGCCCUUCCGAAGAUACUGAAAAACACCCCCCAGAGGUUCUUCGACAACGUCGUGCAGACGCUAGACGCUCACGCAACCCUCACCUACAACUACAUCGCGAAAAUUCCAGGACUCAAGCCCAUUAUGCCGGACGGAGCGAUGUACAUGAUGGUACACAUCGAUCUGCCGAGCUUUCCCGAGUUCAAUACCGAGCUCGAAUUCGUGCAGCGUCUGCUCGCCGAGGAAUCCGUCUUCUGUUUGCCCGGACAGUGCUUCGACUAUCCUUCUUACAUGAGGCUGGUGAUAACGGUACCGCAGGACAUGUUGGAGGAAGCCUGUCUGCGUAUCCAAGAUUUUUGCGCGAGGCAUCACGUGAAGAAUUACCUGAGGAACUCCAUCAACAGCGUCGAGAUCCCUUAUUAAUCGGCGGUUUUUCCAACAGAUGUAUACAAGCCCGGAUUAAUAAUCUCGUGUUUCGAGAGUGGUAGAAUCUCUCGUUCCCCGUCAAAGGCCGAGGAUGCGUGCAAACUCGAUCUAGAACUUUAAACGCGGUCGAAUUUCAUUUUCGGAAUCUACAGCAUUUGGAACCACAAGGUCGCGUGGAGUGCGGGUACUCGCGAUAUUAUUAUUAUGUACAUGUACAUACAACGAGAAAAUAUGGAGUUGACAUUAAUGUAAAAUAUAAAUACCGUAAAUGUUAUACACGAGGUUGAGAAAGCAUCAGCUUCGGUACCGCCUUGAAAAAUACUGAGUACAUAAAGAUACAUGCAAAACUGGAUGAGACUGAAAUGCCAAACUGUCGAAUUAUCAUAUAUUAUAGUCGAUCUGUUUUUGUUCCGUUAUUCAAAUGAUUGAGCUGUACACUGUGACCCAUUCUGUUUUUACUCGAAAGUAGAUUAUAUUUAAAUACGUCGUCUUCUAUCAAACGCUAGCGAUGCUUACAAGUCAUUAUUGUAUGAUAAAAAUAAUUAUCGUGGUGAAGUGGCUUUCAUCUUACUCAUAUAAAGCUUUGCAAGAAAUUGUUAAGAAUUUUAAGAAUUUAUAUAGACAAUUUGUACAUAUUACUUUUAUCAUUAACUCAAUUAACACUGUGGCAAGAAGUAAAAUAAAAAACAGUUAAUGAUUUAACAAA